Vigna radiata var. radiata (mung bean) is the source of this 1367-nucleotide messenger RNA. Its product is annotated as NADPH-dependent aldehyde reductase-like protein, chloroplastic. Bases 390 to 1181 code for a protein of 263 amino acids. Gene Ontology annotation, molecular function: oxidoreductase activity. The record is from RefSeq and is a predicted model, not a curated record. The transcript has a single exon. NCBI's taxonomy places the organism in Eukaryota, Viridiplantae, Streptophyta, Magnoliopsida, Fabales, Fabaceae.
AUUCCGAAACUCAGAAUCCACCAUGUUGCUUCCCUUCAGCGACACCGCAAAAACAUCAAAUCUCACAAGCAAUGACGGAAGAGGAGAAGAAAAAUGAGAAGAGAGCGAUAAGGAGAUGACAAAAAUGACGGAAGAGGAGAAAAAAAAUGAAAGAAAUUAGAGAGUGGGGUGCAAUAAUUAGGGUUUCAAAAAAUUUUAAAUAGAAGUGAAAGGAAUCUUUUAGUGGUCAAAGAAUCUUAUUUCUUCGUAAAGACAGGUAAAAGAGAAAAUUGGUGAAGAGCAGGAAAACUGGUCUAGAACUUUCCAACCACCUUCAAAUUCUGGGUAUAAAGAACACAGGUAAAUUCAGCAAGUUGAAGACCACAACAAAAUAACGGAAUAACGCAAAAAUGGCCACCGCUUCCCAAGCUCAACCCCAACCGCUUCCUCUUCAAGACCGAGUCGCAAUCGUCACCGGCUCCUCGCGCGGAAUCGGCCGCGAAAUCGCGAUUCACCUCGCUUCACUCGGUGCGCGAAUCGUCAUCAAUUACACCUCCAACUCGUCCCAAGCCGAGUCAGUUGCCGCUCAAAUCAACGCCAACUCCGCCACGCCGCGUGCCGUCGUCGUCAAGGCUGACGUGUCCGAACCGAGCCAAGUCAAGUCCCUCUUUGACUCUGCCGAGCGCGCCUUUGACUCGCCGAUCCACAUCCUGGUCAAUUCGGCAGGCGUCCUCGACGGCACGUACCCCUCCAUUGGGAACACCACCAUGGAGUCCUUCGACCACACCUUCGCGGUGAACACGCGCGGCGCGUUUGUGUGCGCGAGGGAGGCGACGAACCGGUUGAAGCGCGGUGGCGGGGGGCGGAUCAUUCUGGUGACGUCGUCGCAGGUGGCGGCGCUGCGGCCGGGGUUCGGUGUUUACGCUGCGUCGAAGGCUGCGGUGGAGGCGAUGGUGAAGGUGCUGGCAAAGGAGCUGAAAGGAACGCAGAUCACGGCGAACUGCGUGGCGCCGGGGCCCAUCGCAACGGAGAUGUUCUUUGAGGGGAAGUCAGAGGAGACUGUGAAUAGGCUCGUGCAAGAGAGUCCUUUGGGGAGGCUGGGUGAGACCAAAGACGUGGCUCCUGUUGUGGGGUUCUUGGCCACUGAUGCUGCAGAAUGGGUCAAUGGUCAAAUUGUUCGUGUCAAUGGCGGUUAUAUUUAAUCCACUUCCUUCACUUCAUUUUCAUCCACUUUCACUGAACAUCGAAAUAACAUGCCAGAGUUCACACACACACACAGAGUAUAAUCUCACAAUUUCAUCGUUCUUAUUUGUUUUCCUUUUCUUAUGUUAGUUUUAUCUAUACUUAAAAGUUGAAAGAUCCAUUCGCUAGUAAACUUUCAUCAGGUC